This is a messenger RNA of Botrytis deweyae, 591 nucleotides long. RefSeq lists its product as uncharacterized. Lineage: Eukaryota; Fungi; Ascomycota; Leotiomycetes; Helotiales; Sclerotiniaceae. The transcript has a single exon. The record is from RefSeq and is a predicted model, not a curated record. Bases 1 to 591 code for a protein of 196 amino acids.
AUGACUUCUUCUCCCUCGAAGGAUGCCAUUAAACUACCAUCAAUUAGAAGUAUCUUGAAAGGCCCGACAGGUUCAUGCACUCUGCCAUCAAUAUUUCCUAUUGUCGCUCGACCACCAAUUUACACUCAACUACCCAUUCGAAGGGAAGUCUUUCCUGUGAAUCAAACUCUUACGGGGCUUUCUUUUGUUUUUGCGUCCGUUCAAUCAUCGGAUGACGUUGAAGACAGUUGUAAACAACAGUCAACUACAUCGCAAAGCCUCGAGAUACGGAACAGCCAGAGUAUUCGAGAUCGCAGUCCAGGUAAGAGGACACCAGGUACAAAGGUAGCCAACAAGGAUGGUCAGCACCUAUUAGAAAUAGGAUUCCAGGAUAAAAGUCUUAAGAUUCAUGAUGAACUUGAAAAUAUCCAGAAGAGGAUUAGUAGUAUAGCAGAGGAAUAUGACCAAUUGAUGGGGGAGAAAACCCGAUUGCGAAGAUGCUCGGAAGAUAUAAAGGCGAUGACAGAGAUAUCAAACGAGACGACCGUUAAAGAAGGGAUGACAGAAGAUCAAAAGUACGUUCCACGUGUGGUUACUGCAUAUGUACAAUGA